GAGCGGGUGCUGGGAGCGCAGACCCUGCUGCGGUCCCUGCUGGAGUCACACGAAAUCCCCUCCCUCAUCCUCUGGGGACCACCGGGCUGCGGCAAGACUACACUGGCACACAUCAUAGCCAACAGCAGCAAAAAGAACGGCACGAGGUUUGUGACACUGUCAGCCACCAGUGCCAAGACAAAUGAUGUUCGAGAUGUCAUCAGCCAAGCUCAGAAUGAAAAAAGACUCUUCAAAAGAAAAACCAUACUCUUUAUUGAUGAGAUUCAUCGUUUCAAUAAAUCUCAGCAGGACACGUUCCUUCCUCACGUUGAGUGUGGGACAGUGACUCUGAUAGGAGCGACCACUGAAAACCCUUCUUUCCAAGUCAACGCUGCUCUUCUGAGUCGAUGCCGGGUGAUUGUCCUGGAGAAGCUCUCAGUUGAAGCGAUGGAGGCGAUUCUGAUGCGGGCUGUCAGGUCCUUAGGGGUCCAGGUUUUGGGCCAGGGUGACCAGCACAGCAGCUCUGCGACUGGCAGCAGCAGUGAAAGCUCAGAAUUCCCAGUAUACAUAGAGGAGAAAGCUCUAAAAACCCUAGCCUACCUUUGUGAUGGUGAUGCAAGGACUGGACUGAAUGGACUCCAGUUAGCAGUUCAGGCCAGAUUAGCAGUGGGGAAGACCACUCCUUUGAAUAUUCCCAAAAGAGGUUCUGCAGAUAGCAUUCUGAUAACAGAAGAGCAUAUAAAAGAAGGGCUACAGCGAUCUCACAUCUUGUAUGACCGAGCAGGAGAAGAACAUUACAAUUGCAUCUCUGCCCUGCAUAAGUCUAUGAGAGGCUCAGAUGAAAAUGCUUCCCUUUACUGGCUUGCUCGAAUGCUUGAAGGUGGUGAGGAUCCACUCUAUGUGGCAAGGAGGCUGGUGAGGUUUGCAAGUGAAGAUAUAGGGCUGGCAGAUCCUCUGGCCUUAACACAAGCAGUUGCUGCUUAUCAAGGCUGUCACUUUAUUGGAAUGCCAGAAUGUGAGGUGAUUCUAGCACAGUGUGUAGUGUACUUUGCCAGAGCACCCAAGUCUAUAGAGGUGUACAGGGCAUACAGCAAUGUCAAAGAAUGUCUGAGAAUGCACACGGGACCUCUGCCACCUGUUCCACUGCACCUGAGAAAUGCCCCAACAACACUCAUGAAGAACUUGGGCUAUGGCAAAGGCUAUAAAUACAACCCUAUGUACAAGGAACCUGUAGAGCAGGACUAUCUACCAGAAGAGUUAAAAGGAAAAGACUUCUUCAACGGAUGAAAAACAUGACCACCUUGCUCAGAAUGGGGUUUGGUUUUAUGACUCAUACAUUUGUAUUGGGAUGGAAAUUCCCUUCAGUCUCAGCCAUUUGUUAUCAUGAUCAAAAGUGUUAAGUCACUGAGCCUUUCAGAUACUUUCUUAUCCUUCUAUCUUUACUGCUGUUAUUCUGAAGGUGUUUUGUAAA
Molecule: messenger RNA, 1450 nt
Organism: Nestor notabilis (Kea)
Lineage: Eukaryota; Metazoa; Chordata; Aves; Psittaciformes; Psittacidae
Gene: WRNIP1
Product: Werner helicase interacting protein 1
Exons: 7
Biological process (GO): regulation of DNA repair; DNA-templated DNA replication
Cellular component (GO): nucleus
Molecular function (GO): enzyme activator activity; DNA binding; ATP hydrolysis activity
Source: RefSeq, a predicted model, not a curated record